This is a messenger RNA of Pocillopora damicornis (cauliflower coral), 1594 nucleotides long. RefSeq names its product DELTA-thalatoxin-Avl2a-like. NCBI's taxonomy places the organism in Eukaryota, Metazoa, Cnidaria, Anthozoa, Scleractinia, Pocilloporidae. The record is from RefSeq and is a predicted model, not a curated record.
GCGCAACAUUUUUCCCGUAGAUUGUACUUCGGAAAGCAGAAUGAUGCAUGUCCCUUUGGUGCUUCUCGUUCUUGGGUUAUGUACAUUUAAAGAAACAUGUGAAGCUACCAGCGCUGAGAAUUCUGCGCUGGGAAGAGUGAUAGAUCUUCGAAAGGUCAACUUAUUGGCCGACUUUCAGGAGCAUGAGAACAGGAUCUUUGAGGAGCUCCCCUCCAAAUGUCUCGUGAAGAAAACUUUGAAGUCUUCGAGCAGCCACUUCGAAUAUUACGCAAAUACCAAGGAAUUUUAUAAGUCACUUGCCACCCAGUCAAGCUUGAGCGCCUCUUUGCAGUCCUCCUACUCGUUGGGUGUGACGGUAUCAGUAGCAACAAAGAGCAAAAGUUCACAGCAAAGUGAAGUGAGUGGCAUGUCUUUAAUCAAGCAGGCGUUAACAGAAAAGAUCCACGUCGAUAAAGAAUGUCUAACGAGUGACGACAUCUCCACCUUCAAAAGAACAUUUCUAAAUGACCUCGAGGACUUGCCCGUAAACAUCGAAAAUCCCUGGGAACCAAACUCAUGGAGAGAGUAUCGUAAUUUUCUCAAGGAAUACGGUUCUCAUGCCAUAACAUCUGUGAAGCGUGGAUCAAGAUUUCAGCAAAUGACAUUCGCAGAGAGCUCUAAGGCUUACACUGAAAGAGAUUUCCAAGUAAAAGCUUGCGUUUCGGUCGCAGGACCUACCCAGGUUGGAAAGGUUGGCGUCUCUGCAUGUUCAAACGUAAGCCAAAGUGAGAUAUCCAAAGCGAGCAGUAUGAGCACAAGCGAGAAACGCUUUGUCAAAGGUGGAAAAAGGGAAACAAAUAGCAAGCUGGCAAACGGGGCGACGUCGGUUGAAUUGCUUGACCAACUCAUGAAUGAGGCAGAUGAAUUUCCCGCGUCUGUUCAGCACACCUUCAUGGCGAUCUGGACCAUCCUGCAGAGCCGAUUUAAGCAUGGAUCUCCUAACAAUAUCCGAGCCACAAACCUUGAGUACUACUACCUUGGGUUCUUGAAUUAUGGUUGUCCAUACAUAAGUAGCUCUGGACUUGCCAUACAAAAAUUUGACCACACCAGUAGCUCCAGCGAGGAGUAUCCAGAAUUCGAGUGUACCCUGGCAAAAGAGGGCUGCCACAAUAGCGAUGACUGCCACUACAAACCUAUUUGGUGCUCCUGCCGUGGUCCAACGUGUGUCCAUUACAAGAAAGUGAAAGAAGGUGCAGGUGACUCUAAGUUAACUGCAUACCCAAACACAUUUGAAGAUUGGGGAUGGCAAGGUUGCGAUUGGAAACUUGCAGGAUCUUGGUGCGAGUGCUAUAAUAAAAAUCGUGAUCAGCGGAAAACUGUGUGGUUCUUGCCAAACAGAGAUGCCCCAACACACAAAGCAUCAACCAAAACCGCUGCAAAAAAGGCAGAAGAUUGAUGUCUCCAAAGUACACCGCUGGAAAGAAGAAAUGACAAACGAAAGAAACUUUAAAUUUUGACGUACUUAGGUAACUUGCGUUAGUAUUUAAAUUUGGCAGGCUUAAAGUUAGAACCAUGCAUGUGUCUCAUUGUGUUUGAAUAAAAGGUAAAAUGUGAA